Molecule: messenger RNA, 1171 nt
Organism: Tinamus guttatus (white-throated tinamou)
Lineage: Eukaryota; Metazoa; Chordata; Aves; Tinamiformes; Tinamidae
Source: RefSeq, a predicted model, not a curated record
UCCCCCACGAUGUCCAGUGACAGGCAGAGGUCAGACGACGAGAGUCCGAGUACCAGCAGUGGUAGCUCAGAUGCUGAUCAGAGGGAUCCCCCAGCACCUGAACCUGAAGAGCAGGAAGAAAGAAAACCUUCUGCAACCCAGCAGAAGAAAAACACCAAACUAUCCAGCAAAACUACUGCUAAGCUAUCUACUAGUGCUAAAAGAAUCCAGAAGGAGCUAGCUGAAAUAACCCUCGAUCCUCCCCCUAACUGCAGUGCUGGUCCUAAAGGAGAUAACAUUUAUGAAUGGAGAUCUACUAUACUCGGACCUCCAGGUUCUGUAUAUGAAGGAGGUGUUUUUUUCCUGGAUAUCACAUUUUCAUCUGACUAUCCAUUCAAACCACCAAAGGUUACUUUCCGUACCAGAAUUUAUCACUGCAACAUCAACAGUCAGGGAGUCAUCUGUCUGGAUAUUCUGAAAGACAACUGGAGCCCUGCUCUGACUAUUUCAAAGGUUCUGCUGUCUAUUUGUUCUCUUUUGACAGACUGCAACCCUGCUGAUCCUCUGGUCGGAAGCAUAGCCACUCAGUAUCUGACCAACAGAGCAGAACAUGACAGGAUAGCCAGACAGUGGACCAAGAGAUAUGCAACAUAAAUGACAAACUACUUGUGCAGUGUGAAGGUGCAGAAGGCAACUUUACAGUGUGCAACAGAUCUUUAUAGCCUUUACAAUACGGACUUCUGUGUAUAUGUUAUACUGAUUCUACUCUGCUUUUAUCCUUUUGAAGACUGGGAUACUGCCCCCCCAAAAAGGUAAAUGCUGUCGAGAGUAGAAAUUUGUAGCUGUAGAUUAGUUAUGUUUAAAAUGCCUACUUGCAAGUCUUGCUUCUUUGGGAUAUCAAAAUGUAUUUUGUGAUGUACUAAGGAUACUGUUCCUGAAGUCAACCAAAUAUUAUAGUGCAUUUUAGCCUAAUUCAUUAUCUGUAUGAAGUUAUUAAAGGUAGCUGUAGAUUACUAGGAAUUAUGUCAUUUGUAUUAAACCCAGAUCUCUUUCCAAUAUGUGGUACAUGCUGUUGUGAAAACUGUUUUAACUUUUACCUUUGUCAGUUUGUAAUGAAAGGAUUUCCUUUUUCCCUUUGUAGCUCAGAGAGCACCCAGUGUAUCAUCUCAAACACAAUAAACAUGUUCCCCAA